AUGACCUUGAAAUAUCUUAUCACAUUUCUCCUAAUUGCUGUAAUGCCAAUUCCCCAAGCCAAAGCUCAGCUUGGGCUUCUCAGCGAUCUCCUGAGUUCGGUUAAUGUUCAAGGAACUGUGUUUUGCUCUUUCAAGAACAAUAUGGGUGCCAAUGGUGCCGCACUCCCAGUUUUCCCAAAUGCUCAAGUGAAACUGUUGUGUGGAGGAAAGGUGUUUUCUGAUGCAACAAGCGAUGGUGAUGGAAGGUUUUCAAUUAUGAUGGAUAGCCUGUUAUUUGAUCUAUCUUCACUGCUCACUGGUUGCAACCUUGUGGUUGCUACCCCUCUCUCUAAUUGCAAUGCCAAACUUCCUUCUGCUGGGGCUCUCAUUUCAGCACUGCAAUUUGUUGGGAUCAAUCAUGUUGGGACUCAAACUAUUGCUAACAUUACUCCUUCAGGGUUUCAUUUCAUGCCCUCUACUUAA
Messenger RNA from Abrus precatorius (Indian licorice), 462 nucleotides. Its product is annotated as phylloplanin-like. The transcript has 2 exons. The coding region runs from base 1 to 462 and encodes 153 amino acids. The record is from RefSeq and is a predicted model, not a curated record. NCBI's taxonomy places the organism in Eukaryota, Viridiplantae, Streptophyta, Magnoliopsida, Fabales, Fabaceae.